Porites lobata is the source of this 7281-nucleotide messenger RNA. NCBI's taxonomy places the organism in Eukaryota, Metazoa, Cnidaria, Anthozoa, Scleractinia, Poritidae. The record is from the annotation of a GenBank genome assembly.
AUGGAUAUGAUCGCCUGUUCUUUCGAUCUUCACGGGCAGACUCAGUUGUUUUUAUCUGGUAAAGAAGUUUUAUUAAGUAAUCCUGACUCAAAAGGCAUCUAUAAAAAAAAUUAGAGAUGGAGAAAUUGUUCAACCAACUGCGCAAAAGAAAUAUGUUGAAUUUUUUGAAAAUGAUGAUUUAAACUGGAAAGAAAUUUACAGCUUACCCUACCAGGUUGCCCUUGACACUUAGUCACGUGAAUUUCAAUAUAAAUUGUUACACAGAUAUCUGGCCACCAAUGAUUUUAUAAACAAAAUUGGUAUUUCUUCAUAACCACGAUGUUCUGUGUGCGAUGGGGCGGAUGAAUCCCUUGAACACCUUUUUGUCUCUUGCCUGAUUACUCAGAGUUUUUGGGCAGAGGUUAUUAAAUGGUGUAGCAAUCGGGGGGUGGCUAUUAACCAUCUCUCUGCUAAAGAUAUAUUAUUUGGGAUAAAGGUACAUAAAGACAAUUUAUUUAUUAAUCAUAUUUUGCUAGUUGGUAAGCAGUAUAUAUAUAAUUGCAGAUGCACGAAAACAAACCCUUGUUUACGGGUUUUCUUGGCAAGACUCAAUAGCGUUUAUCAAUUAGAAACUAUCAUUGCCAAAUCGAAGAAUAAAAUGUCUUUUCAUUUAUCGAAAUGGCAAGCACUCUUGACAGGUGGUACACAAUUGCCGACAAAUACUUGUUAAGGUUUAGUAGUAUUGAUACUGUCGUUGUGUGUCGUGUGUGGUGCGUACGUGUGUGAGUUAUUUGUGUAUUAUUUCUUUAAAAAUUGUAAUGUCGGUAAAGUAUGUAAAAAUUAAUGUUAUUAUUGUAAGGCAAGAAAUUGAAAUAAACAGUGAUUAAAUUCCAAAAAAAAACAACAACAAAAAAAAAACACGCGUACUGCUUCUGUUAUGCACAUUCCCAAAGUCUCACCUCGCCAAGAAACGACCGCAAGCAUAACUUCCAGUAGCUUUUCUCUUCAGUAAACUUCAUUUUAAUAAUGUUACUGAGAUGCUCUUUUUUACGGCGGCCAUCUUGUUAUGCGCAGUAAGAGAUGCGCAGUGCAAAACCAGCGAAUCACCUUAAACCGCUAAUCAGUAAGUUCUUUGAUUCGAAGGGGCACGUCGAAAAUCACUUCAAAAUACAAACAUUACUUUUGUCCAAUUCGCAGUUUUAAGCCCAAAGGAUAUGUAUUUGGUCAUAUUCUCUCAGCUUUCGUUCGCCAGACCUAGUUAAUCGAGAAAUUGAUAAUCGAUAUUAACCGAUAGUCAGUAAUCGAUAUCAAUCAUCGAUCGAUUUCCGAUAUCGAUCGAUAGAAAUCGAUAAAGAAAAAAAGGUCCCACUUCGAUUAAAUCUAUGAUGAUUUUUAUCGAUUGUAUCGACUACUAAAUAUCGAUUCCUAUCGAUUGUUAUCUAUCCGAAAGAUUGUUAUCGAUGUUGUUAAUUGAUAAAAAUCGAUAAAUUGUUUUUUCUGUGACUUCGACUUCUAUCGAUUUCCGAUACUAAUCGAUAUUAAUCGGCCGAUUAAAUCGAUUAAUUUUCGAUAUCGAUUUUUAUCAAUUAACUACGUCUGGCGUUCGAGUCAUCAAUUAUUGUCUUUACGGAAACAAGAACAGAAUAGCCCACGUUCGAUAUAAAAUUCUAAGAUGACUCCGAGGCUUUAGGGUCAAAAUCGCAAACUUUUUACCACUCCAUUGUGUCGCAAUUACCAGAAGAGAAUUGAACACAAAGAAAACCAAACCAAAAUAUAGAAAAAUGACUAGAAAGCCUCGGACUUUUGUUAGAAUUUUAAUAUAUCGAACGUGGGCCAUUGUAUUGUUCAGACGGCUUAGAAAUUUGACUAAUAUCAGUCGUUCUAUAUGACAUAAUGUAAAUCUGCGUUUUACAAUUCGCCACUUGCACAUCUGCCAUAAUGCCCCCCGCCCCCCCCCCCCAAAAAAAAAUAUUGCAAAACCUUUGCUUUUCAUUUCUCCUGACAAUUGCAGCCGUCCCAAGAGAAAUUAAACACAAUGCUGGUGCAAAAUAAGGUGCAUUAUCGGAGACUUGCUUGACUUAGUUGGUAGAGCUACAGUAGAUCUAAUCCUGGUAUCGUGGGUUCGAAUGCCACCGGUAGAAACAGCGGGAUUAACCCAGUUUUUUUCAAACUUUCAGGAAAACCCACAAAAAACGAACGCGGCGACAAAACACCUUUAACCCUCUUACAGGCUCCGCGGUAUAGUUUCUACUUUGUGUCAAAAGAUCAACCCGUAAAACUGACAUGGGAAGCUACAGACGUAUGCAAGAUUCAGAUCACUUGUAAUGGAGAUAAAUUUAAUGAGGGAGACGGAAGGGCCUUAAGAGAGACUUGUCAAGCUUGGAAAACGAAGAAGAAGACGAGGACAAUAAAACUUUCUGAUUUUCCAAGAGGUAGCAGGACCAUGAAUUGUCAGGCUAAAUUCUGGGGGAUAAACUCCACCAAGACGGAGAAGAUAACUUUGACGAAAGUCUGUAAGUAUUAUUUUUCGCCUCAUGUAAGGGAAUUGGGAUUCCGGAAUCCGGGAAAUUUUUUCUUGUAAAAUCAGGAAUCCUGGGCUUUGGAAUUGUGAGUUCAAUGAAUCUGGAAUCCUACUAACGACUUGAAUCGGGAAUCCAAGUUCCACUGACAGGGUUUCUGGAUUCAAUUCCACGCACUGUCUUGGAUCACGUUAAAUGAGGUGAUAUAUUGGAGCUGCAUUGCUGCUAUACAAUACUCUCUAGAAUUUUAAUUAGUGUAGGGGUACAAACCCAGUCGAAGGCACCAGUUUCUGGAGGUUCCUGUCAGUAAAGAGUUCGUUGAACGAAACAUCGGGUGAUGUCUGUUUGAAUUAAGGCUUUUCAUUUAGCUCUCUGCAUGAAGUCUCAGCGAACGAUUUCAGGCCGCUGAUAAACUGUGGUUAUGUUUUGCAGUUCUUUUCCGGAACUUUGGAAAAGUCAAGUCGCAUCACGUGGUAUAUGCAAACGCUACUGUGAUACUUCUCUGUAAGCCUCCAAUGGGUUACCCGCCACCGAAUAUCACGUGGUACAAAAAUGGCGAACCACUUUUCUUUUGCUGUGGCAGAAGCUUGCGAGAUUCUGCUAAAACGUUGGUCAUAAAGAGCGUGAGCAAAAACGACUCGGGCGACUACCAAUGUGUUGCCCUGAACAUGGCGGCGCGCCGACAAGGACCAAUGAUAACCCUCAAAGUUCGCGGAGGUUAGUCAUGUUUCUGUUUUCUCUUUCAUUCUAUGAAUUCCGUUCACAAAAGUCUCAUUUAAUUCUAUAUUUCUUACAUUAAAGUUCAAAUGUUAUUUGACCAUCUUAACCAUUUUGGCAGAGAUUUUGAUCUUGAAAUGCACUGCUUUGAGCAACCGGUCCCGAACCGGUCCCAGAUUUCAGGAGGCAGACCCUAAUCUGAAUCCAAGAGCUUCCUGUCCAAGGACAAAAAUCUGAAGCCAAAGCUGAGCCAUACGAUUCCUAACCUUGAAUCGCUCAUGCGAUCUUGUUUUUUAAAUUUCAUUUGAGGACGGUUACUCUCUAACGCGGUCGGAAGACUGAUGUCUUUUUGUUUUAUCUCAGUAGUCAGUGGCAACUUGUUUACCACAAUUAGGUGAAAACAUGGGAAAGAAUGUCUGGAGUAAUUGGUUUAUUGCUAAUUUGACAAAUGAGGGGCACAUUUCCUGCAGCUGAAUAAUUAGAAAGCGUAUCCAAAUUUCGAGAGAAAACGAAAAACCAUCUUAUUUGCCUCAUCCAUGUUGUCGAGCAAUGUCGACUGAAGGCAUGAACCAAAAAAGUGAUACACAACUUGUACGUGGAAAUCAUUGGAUUUCAUGUAUAUCUUCUUUUACUUAGAGUUGUUAACAAAAUUAAACUAGUAAAUCUCUAAGCUUUUUAGUUAUCCAAACACAUGCCGACGCGAUUUCCAUAGACGAUGAUGAGGGACAAAUUGUCUAUUGUUUUUUCAUCUCUCAUUUAUUUAGCAACUGUUGAAGUUAGAAAAAAGAAUGUCUCGGCUUCUGAUUGUAAUAAGAGUAAAGUGAAAUGCUAUGGUGAGGCAGCGGAUGGUUACAAAAACGGAAGCAACAAAUCGGCCAGUUGGGGUAAGAUACACCGAUUUCUCUCUUCAUUAAUUAAGCCUACCUCAUUAUGCCUUCUGCACUGGGUUUCACUAGAACAAGCAAGACUAGAUAUGUUAAUGCUUGAUGGUCCUUGAUCAUAAUACUCCUCACACCCUCCCAAAAAUUGGAAGAAAAUAAUAAUAAUAAUAAUAAUAAUAGUAAUAAUAAUAAUGAUAAUAAUAAUAAUAAUAAUAAUAAUAAUAACAGAAGUAACAAUAAAUUCGGUUAACAUUCACUUAUCCCAUCAUAAUAUUUUAAAUCAGGGCUUAACUCGCCAAAUCACAUAAUUUUUGUGUUUUUGUAGUUGUUCCGUGCUCCGGGUAACUGCCUUUUCAUCAAUGUACAAAGGCUAACGCUCAGGGGAUUUUCUAUUUUCUAUUUUUUUUGGAGGGGGAGGGAGGGGUUCUAAAACACUUUUUUUACUCAGCAAGGUUAACUCUGAAAUUCACCAUUGCUUCUUUUCAGCUUCAUAUUCACCCAUGCUAAUUGUUGGUAAAGAAGAUGAGAUUGUCACAUAUGAGCUGCAAAAUAAUUCAUGGACAAGAAGAUCGCUAUUCCCAGCGAAGGAUGUAGCAGGGCUAGAGUGCGCCCACGAUAAACGUCACAUAUACUGGUCAGACAGAAAAGAGAUAAAUGAACUCUCCUUAGCCACCACCUUACGUGAAAUAUCUCCUUUUCAUCUCGAUCGACUCAACCCUGCAGCGUCACCGAAUUCCCUUGCCUUUAAUUGGAUUGGUUAUCAGUUAUACUGGAUUGAUGCCAAGGACAUUUAUCUCGGAGAUUUGCGCAAUUGGAGAAUAGUUCGACUAAUUGAAGGAAAACUUGAUAUACCAAAAGCUAUUGCUUUGAGUCCUUCUGAUGGGUAAGUAGAAAUUUGUACGGCGAUUUUGAGUACAUUCAUCAUAGGCAGUUUGCUGUAAAGCAGCAACUGUAGGUAAUUAACCACUCUAAUCAUCCCUGUGUUUUGGAGUAUGCUGAAGAAAUUACUUCCUUUUCCUUUCUGAAUGUCAGUGUUGUCAUCGCUCGUAGGGGGAUUACAUUUUAUCUGGUUCUGGUUCCUCUUUGUCUAAAUGAAGGAUUUGGAAAGCAAAAUAGCUCGGUUUCUUUGGUGCACUUCGUCCCACUGGGUGUUAAACGUUUGUCCGUUUAAAUAUUGUUUUUCAGUUUGUCAAUUAUUUUCAAUCACAUUCAAUCGAGAGCUCAUGCCAAGCUUGAAGUUCGAUGAAUUAGGUAGGGCUCUCAAAGCUGUUUCAAGGUCCAACAUGUCAUCCUUCAGACCUUUUAAGGUUUUGUUGCUAUGUAAGAGUGGUUAUUGUGUCAGUCGCGAUUUUGUGUGUGUUACACUGAUCUAGUUUUUGAAUUCUUUUUCAAAGUUUUAUUUACUGGGCGGUCUGGGGCCAAGUACCAAAAAUUAUGCGCGCAAGACUAGAUGGAACAGAGAGAAAAGAACUUAUUAACAAAGGUAUCACUUUUCCGCAAGCCCUGGCACUCGACGAAUCAAACAGGAGGCUUUUCUGGGCUGGAACUGACGAAACAAAAUCACAAGGAAUAAUAGAGUGGGUAUCCCUAGAUGGCUUAAACCGCAAUGUCACAUUCCGCAGUCCGGGUUAUUGUCCGUAUAGUUUGGAUAUCUAUGAAGGUUUUGUGUACUGGGCUGACCGGAGAAAGAAAGCUAUUCUGCGCAUCUCAUCCAGAGGAGGUGAAGAAGAGAUGGUCAUUACCGGCUUAAAAAAGCCAGUGGGAGUAAAGUUUUGCCAGGAGCGUACCGAGUUUGAAAAUAAUCAUGGUAGGACUUUCAAGGAAAUUUAUAUCCUUACAAUAGACGAGGCACUGGGCUGGGAAGGGGCUAAGGUUGUUGCUGUGUUGUAUUCUUUUGAAUCAUUAAACCUUUAUUAGUAAAAUCUAACUAGUGGUCUAUUAUCAAUGCUGCGUUCUGAUUGGUUGAGCUACCACUAGGCUAUAUGUUAUAGCCCCUAGUAGCAAAAAGCGCGGGUUUUUUGGCGGCAAAAAAAAAAUUAAAGUCUACCUUUUAACUAACUAAAAUAUUUUUUAUUCUCGAUAUAUUUGACCAGCUAGUUAGAUUUUACUAAAACAAUUAUUCCUCUCGCCCUCAUGGCCUCUGAGUCAAUAGCCCAUUCGGGCUCGAGGGAUAAUUGUUAAAUACGUAGGUUCUGAUGAGCUGUACGACAUGAUGUAAAUAAUGUAAGACUUUUUGUGAGGACCUGUGACGUCAUUUUAAAUGGCUUUCGUUUGGCCACAUUUUAUCUAAGCUGAAUAGAGUUAAAUUCAUCCUGUUUCAUGCUUAGCUCUAAAACGUUUACUUUUCUGCUUUGGCACUUAAAAAUUGCUUUUGCCCAAAAACGGUAAGAGGACUUAAAUUUUGUCCUCAGGAUAGCUUUACACAUUCCACUUAUGACAUAAUAUUUUAUAAGCAUAGCAACUAAUUAUAUCCAAUGUUUGCUCAAAUAUGGUGUACAGAUUAUAUGAGAACAGUUUCUGGUGAAAAGAAGGAUGAUACUAGGUUUUCGUAAUGAAGUAAAAAUACACGUUGAGGAUUACAUUUAAUCCCCCCCCCCCCCAAUUCACCUCCUGUAGCUUUAAGUUAAUUUCCUCAUUUUUGCUAGGGAGUCCUUGUGAUCAGAACAACGGUGGUUGUGACUACCUGUGCGUGAAUCUACAUUUCAGUAAAGGUCCAAGAUGUAUGUAUCAAAAAGAUAUGAACCUCAAAGGUGAUGGUAAAACAUGCGAAAAAGGUGAGUGUUUUGUUGGGCCACUUAAAAAAUAUAUCUUUGUCAGUGGCAUGCUACGACACAUUGAGUUUUAAAAUGCCUUUUAUGUAGGGUCCGAAAUUAUAUUUGUAUAGCCGAUUAAAGAUUAUCAGUUAUUCGUGUCGUCAUACCGGAAAGGUAUUUUUUAACUCUUUUCUCUUGCUGGUACGCUUACAGUUACCAGCGGUAAUUCCGAGAAUGUAAGCAAGACUGAACCGUCUGCCCUGUCUAAGAAUACUUGUUUGAGUCGUUUUACCUUUGUUGUAUACACUUGAUAAAACGUAGCUUUCUCCGUGGGUGGCGCUUACUACUAUAAGUUGUAAAUAGGCGAUAUCUGAACUCAAUAAAGAGAUGGAACUAAUUAUGAUAUUAAUAAUCUUUUGACUUCCAGCAGGA